AUGGCACCCUUUCAGCUGACUCUUUCUCUCCUCCUCGCCGUGAUAACAGCUUCUGCCAAUGCUGUGAGCACCACCUGGGAAGCUCAUCCUUCUCACCCAACCUUGCCAGGAACCGCUCCCAACUGCAACAAAUGGUACACUGCGAAGAAGGACGACGACUGUUCCACUGUGCAGCGUGAUUAUGGCAUUUCCGCCGAUGACUUCUUUCGUUGGAAUCCCUCGGUUUCUAAGGACUGUAAAAAGAAUUUUUGGGUAGAUACAUCGUACUGCGUUGGAGUCGGGCCAGCUAUCACCACCGAGACACCGACUCCAACGGUCCCAACCGCAGAUGGCAGCUCCACGACGACUACGUCUAUACAGACCACAAAGACUACGCCUAUCAUCUCUACCCCAGGCGACAAUGGGACCUCAACAGGCAAGGCCACCUACACGUUUAAUCAUCCCACUACCACCUGGACUCCGCCUCCGCCUCCGUCAGAGACAGCAUGGCCCCCUACCAAAACCCAGCCAGGCCAGCCCACAUCGUGCACCAAAUGGCAUGAGGUCAUGAUCGGUGAUACUUGUGACAUCAUUACAAGCCUCUACAGCUCGUGGAUGUCGAAGGAAGAUCUACUGGAGUGGAAUCCGGGCCUCCAGGAAGAUUGCGACGCCCCUCUCGUGGGUUAUUAUUUAUGUGUCAUGGUCAGGCCGGCUGGCUACAGCAUCACCUAUCCAACUGGUUCAACCCCGGUGGUCAUUCCGGACCCUACGCCUUACACGUCGCCGCCUCCAGUUUGCCCUAAUACCACUGACAUUGAGCUCCCACCUUCGCCAACACAGUCAGGGAUGCCCAGCAAAUGUCAAGUAUACUAUCAUGCUACCGCUCUAUCCAGGGAGACUCCUGCUCCAAGAUCUUAUCACAAUAUAACAUGCCGGAGAAGCUUCUUCAUGAAUGGAAUCCGGCUCUUGGUCCAGACUGCAAGGGCCUACUGCCUAACUACUAUUACUGUCUCCUUCCCAGUGGGUUCGUGCCCAUGCCACUCACCGUCACCACAACCCCGGCUCCCAUUCAAACCGGGAUCACCAGCAACUGCAAGGCUUGGUGGCGGAGGAAUCAGACCGAGACGUGCUCCGAUAUUGUACUCUCUUUUGGUACAUUCUCGGAGGAGGACUUCAAGGCGUGGAAUCCUGCUGUGGGCCAGAAAUGUACAGGGCUUAUCGUAA
This is a messenger RNA of Aspergillus oryzae RIB40, 1203 nucleotides long. Its product is annotated as LysM peptidoglycan-binding domain-containing protein. The transcript is spliced from 3 exons. Lineage: Eukaryota; Fungi; Ascomycota; Eurotiomycetes; Eurotiales; Aspergillaceae. The record is from RefSeq and is a predicted model, not a curated record. Bases 1 to 1203 code for a protein of 400 amino acids.